ACCUCAACAGUACUCUCUCUACUGCUCUCUCUCUCUGUAAAAUUCAUGUUUGACAUGACGACGACGGCGACGACGGAGAACGCAAUUGAUCUUCAACAAAAUGAUCCAGUGGCGACUCAGAGUCCCGCCUUCUCUCUCCCUCCAUAUCCACAGAUGAUUAUGGACGCGAUUGAAGCUUCAAACGACCCAAACGGAUGCAACAAGACGGCGAUUGCGAAGUACAUCGAAUCGACUCAGAUCACUUUACCUCCGUCUCACAACACGCUUCUCAAUUACCAUCUCAAUCACAUGAAACAAUCAGGCCAGCUCGUGAUUGUGAAGAACAAUUACAUGAAACCAGAUCCAAACGGUCCUCCCAAGCGUGGCCGUGGCCGUCCUCCGAAACCUAAACCUGAUGUCGAUCCAAGCAACGCGGCGGCUGUGUCAGCUCCGUCUGCUUCUCCGCCGAGGCCUCGUGGUCGUCCUCCCAAAUCGAAAGAUUCUCAAUCGGAGCCAAAACCGAAGGCGCCGAGCAGUUCGGGAAGGCCACGUGGACGACCACCGAAGAAGCAGAAGACGGAAUCAGAGACGGUAAAGGCGGAAGAAACUCCGGCGCAGCCUGAAGGAGAGCGUAGAGGUCGUGGAAGACCACCGAAAGUGAAACCAGCUAUGGUGCCCGUUGGUUGUUAGACUUCUAUCAAGCCUCAAAAUGCUCUCUGGAUUAGAAGAAGAAUAAUCGAUAAUUUAGAUUAUUAUAUCGUUUAAUCGUCUAGUUUAUUUUUAAAAUUUUAAUUUUAAUUUGCUGUGUUUGGUUUAUUGAUUAGAGUGUUGUUGAGUAGAGAAAUGUGUAGUUUCGACGUUUGCAUAUGUGUGAUGUAAAUUUGUCGGGUCUUCGACCCCUUCUCUAAAAAGUAACGGUUUGGUGAAAUAAUAUUCUUACCUAUGCAA
This is a messenger RNA of Capsella rubella, 927 nucleotides long. Its product is annotated as HMG-Y-related protein A. The record is from RefSeq and is a predicted model, not a curated record. The transcript is spliced from 2 exons. Bases 46 to 669 code for a protein of 207 amino acids. NCBI's taxonomy places the organism in Eukaryota, Viridiplantae, Streptophyta, Magnoliopsida, Brassicales, Brassicaceae. Gene Ontology annotation, cellular component: nucleus; nucleosome; nucleolus. Gene Ontology annotation, biological process: nucleosome assembly; regulation of DNA-templated transcription; chromosome condensation. Gene Ontology annotation, molecular function: nucleosomal DNA binding; double-stranded DNA binding.